CAGCAGUCCGCAUGCGCAAUUUACUGUUGUCAAUCGAACGUUGAGACAAGGACAUGAAGGAGAUGAACAAUUAACGAGCAGAAGACAGGGGUGACACAGUUUAUAUGUCAUCACCAUGACAACCCCAGGGACCAGUCUAUUCCCAACCAUGACCUCAUCCGGUUUGGACGAGGCAGGGUUAUCGCAGUCUAUGCCAAAACUAGCCAAUGAGGGUGCUCUGCAGAAGAUGCUCACAGACGAGAGAAUGCGCUGUGAAACGCACAAGACAAAUUACCAAACAUUAAAGGCUGAACAUACAAAACUUCAGGAUGACUAUCGUCGUCAGCAGCGAGAUAUCGAACAAACAAAGGAAGAAAGUGGCGCCAUGGAGACUCGAUUUCAGUCCCUUAUGGCGAGGGCAAGCCGAGAACUGGCCGAGAAGAUCACAGAACUGGAGGAACUUAAAACUCAGGCCAUAACCCCAGAGAAACUGGAAGUUAUGAAGGUACAGAUCGCCGAGAAUCUGGAGGAACCUUUUCGGGAACGGUUCGGCAAAUUGGAAGAGGAGCUAGAGCACUACCGUAGUGAGUACAACAAGCUACGUUAUGAACACUCAUUUCUCAAAUCGGAGUACGAGCAUGAGACAGCAGAGCAUAAACGCAUCAUGGAAGAGAUGAAAUUACAGUAUGAGACCGAGAUUGAAAAUCUACACAAAGACAAGGAGGCCAUAAUUGCAAAGUUCACUCAGGACAACAGCCAUGAUGGACAACGCGUCCGCACCCUGCAACGUGAUAAUGCGCAACUUCACCUCAAGGUCAAAGGGCUGUUGAGUGAAUUAGAGGAGAUCAGAGCCCAGAGGGAACAGACAGGGUUACAAUCCGACCACGUAUCAAGAUUGCAGACACGACAACUAACAGAACAUGUAGCUACAAUUAAGGCACUAGAGACGGAGAAAGAAUCAUUGAAACUGCAUAUUGAGCAGCUGGAGAAGGAUCUGGUAUCUUCCAUCGACGGGCAGAGGGCGCUGUCAACCAAGGCCCAUGAUGCCGAGAAACGGACCAUGGAACUGAGAGGUCAGCUGGAGGAGGCACUCCACCAGCGGAAGAUGGAGGUAACUGAGUUGAGGAUGGAGAUGGUCAGGAGUAAAGGAGAACUUGAAAGGGAGAGGGAUGUUUUGGCCAACGAGUUGGAAGGCUGUCAGUCCAAUCUUGAGGUAUACAAGAAGUCGGCCGAGAUGCAGACGUCGGCCAUUGCUGAGAGGGAGAAAGAGGCAACACGUCGCAUCCAGUCAGCUAGAGAGGAGGAAUGGGAAAAGAUUACUAAACUAGAACAACAAAAUUUGGAUCUUGAGGCGAGAAUCCAUGAGUUUGACAAGCUGAAGAUAGAGGAAGAUUCCCAGAAGCACGCCGAAAAGGAAAGAUGGGAGGAGCUUCUCAAAACAGCCAAUCAGAGAAGAGAUCAGACGGAAAAGGAUUUGCUUACACUCAGGGCUAAAAUAGAUCACCGUAACACCCUCGCUGAAGACCUAGACAAGCAACAAUCCCAAUGCAAUGACCUCCAGCAACAACUCCAACAGACCACUAUGGAGCUUCACAGCAUACAAGCCAUGGAACAAGAGCUGACCUCUGAGAAUGACCGCCUUAAGACCACCACCAACAUGCUGAGGGAUGAAGUCAGGACGGCACGGCUUGAGACGGAGAGGUCUACCGAGAUGUCAAUGGCAAGGCUGGAGCAACAGAGGGCCUCCUGGGGUGAUGAGAGGGGGCAGCUAGAGAGGAGGGUGGAAGAGCUGGAUGCAGAGAUUAGGGCGGGGCAUCAGAAGACAGAAGAAGUGGCACAGAUACACCGAAAGAAAAAAAGGAAGUACCAAAAGGUGGUCGACCGGCUGACUGAAAAAAUGCAAUUAUUACAGGCUAAAAAGGAAGAGUUGAAACUAGAGAAACAGGCGCUUAAAAAUCAGAUUCCUAAGCAGACUUAUGCCAGGGCGGUUCAGCGAUUGCGAGACCUCCAGCGACGCCACACAGAGUUUAGGAGCCUCCUAGCUGGUGCCAAUGCCACUCUGCCCCUUACUGAUGCCUCAGGCCCCAUAGAGACAUCCACUCCAUUUGCACCCAAGAUGGCCACUGACCAGACAAGACUUCAUAAUGAGGACUUAUCGUACCUCCGUCGCCGUUUGGACGAGCUUGGGGACAACCAGAAGCUUCAGAUGGACGCCCUGCUUGGGGAAGCCCCACUCAGCGCUCGGACUGACAUCCUGUCCCCGCGGAGUGAUGACGAUAAAGAGAAUUAAGACUAGAGUUAAGACUGUUAAGACAUAAACUCCAACAUUAUCAUGCAUCGAGUUUGAACAAUUCAACAAUGGAGUGUUCUUAGGAUAUGCCCGCUGCGUGCCUUAGGUGUUCAUUCAAUCUAUGGAAAAAGAACUUGGUUUAAUGUUGUGUGUGUGUGUGUGUGUUAUCUUUGUGUAACCACUUUGAGGCAAUUCAUCCUGGCUGCCAUUUUUUGCUGGAUAGCAAAUUUAUGCUGUCCCAUUGGUCUAGCCUAAACCCAAAUUUCAUCCAGCUGCUUACCAAAGAAUUUUACUCUUACAGCACCUGGUAAUGUGCGUUCUUCUGUGGGAUGAGGCAAGCACAGAAUUCUACGGUAAGCAGCCCCAUGACAUUGGGCUCUGGUUAAUUUUGCCAUCAAGCAUGUCACAUGGUACUGUCCACUGGUUUGCUCAGCAGACACGGAAUGAACUCGGCAUUCUCCAUUUUCUAUGGUUUCAAUCAUGUCAGAAGAAAGGAUUUAUUUUACCUGCCCCUUUUUUACUUUUAUAUUUUUCUGAAUGAAACAUGAAUUUUAAUUCCUGCUUUCUCAAAUACAAUGCCUUUAAAAUAGAGCCUUGUGCAGUGUUCAAUGGAUCAAUUGACACACAGGCAUUAAAAAUACUCCUAGAGUAAUGUAUACGUAGCUUUAAUUCAAAGUAAGAUGUUGCGGUUGUACUGAUAAUUUGAUCAAACUGAUAUGGUCAUGUUUGUUGCACCCUCUGUUUUAUCAAAAUGCUUUUUAUUACAGUGGAUUAUGUUGAAGAUAAUUGUUUUUCAUUCAUAAUUGAGAGCCAAGAAAGAACAAAACAGUAAUGAAUUUUCUCGCGUAAAGAGAACUUGUUUUGUUUAAGCAAAAUUUAUUUGAGGUAAAAUCUACGAGUAUUUGUAUUUAUUUAUUUAUUUUACAUGUACAAAAAGUCCCUAUUUUGACCAAAUGGUCACAUUUUAAACUUCUUUCACUUUUGUCAAAAAACAUCAGGAAUAAAACACAGUAUUCAAGUUGCAAGUUUAUAACGUUAUUUUUUUUUUAAGCAUACAAACAUUCCAUCAGUCAAUUCAAUGAACUUUCCAAUAAUAUUCACUGCCCACAAAAUGCUGCAGUUUGAGACAUGAAAUAGUUGUUGAGUCAUUAUGUUUAUGUUGUGAUUGUGUGUUUUUUAUUAAUAUCCUGCAAUAUUUUGGUGUGAACGUUGUGUCUGGGUCAAAUUUCAUAAAGCUGUUUACUACUUAGCAAAUUUGUAUUUUGUAAUGCAUGUAUAGCAGACAGAAAAAUUUGCAUAAGCAAAAUUAUAUUUCAUAAGCGAUCAAGAAGAAUUGAGUGUGUGUGAAUGCGCCUUCAUAAAGCGCCUUCAGGUUAUUCUUUUGAUUUGCUUACAGAAAGCUGUGGUUAUGAGGCACCGGCGACAUUACCAUUUCACAUACACCAUCUGUAACUGGUUUCGUGCUUAUUUUGCUUACUAGAAAACAGUUUUAAAAGCAACAUUUGCUUAAAGGCAGUGGACACUGUAUUGGUAAUUACUCAAAAUAAUU
This is a messenger RNA of Asterias rubens (European starfish), 3818 nucleotides long. RefSeq names its product centrosomal protein of 83 kDa-like. Lineage: Eukaryota; Metazoa; Echinodermata; Asteroidea; Forcipulatida; Asteriidae. Bases 116 to 2269 code for a protein of 717 amino acids. The record is from RefSeq and is a predicted model, not a curated record. The transcript is spliced from 13 exons. Gene Ontology annotation, cellular component: centrosome.